This is a messenger RNA of Bombyx mori (domestic silkworm), 6165 nucleotides long. RefSeq lists its product as uncharacterized. The transcript is spliced from 9 exons. Gene Ontology annotation, molecular function: sequence-specific DNA binding. Bases 409 to 1653 code for a protein of 414 amino acids. The record is from RefSeq and is a predicted model, not a curated record. Lineage: Eukaryota; Metazoa; Arthropoda; Insecta; Lepidoptera; Bombycidae.
UGUAAUGAGCGAUUUAGUGGGCAACUUCAUUCUGUUAAUUUUGUGUCACGGUGCGCACGCAUCGUAAAAUUUCACUCUCAUCAAUUUUUCAUAACACGCCUAGAAAAGUAUAGCUUCAAAAUCUUGAGAACAAUAAUCGAUUCCUCGAUGAAUCGAUCUCAAAUUUCCAUUACAUCCAUACAAAAGUCGCAAAUUCGAAAAAAAAAAUACAUGGAAGGGAAAAGGUGAUACAUGUCAAACGUUUCAAGGCUAAUAUGAUGAUUCCAUUUUUUUCAACAACGUGAUAAGGCCUGUAAAAAAAUAAAGAAAUACAUACAUAUGUAACUUUUUACAUAAUUGUUAGUGUCUUAAUGUGCUGUGUCCGUGUUAUAUCAGUGCCAAUAGCUAAUAACGAACUUCUAAAAAGCCAUGGGUUAUUAUUGUACGGUACCACAAUGUACAUCUUUAGCCGGCAAGACGAAAAACGUGAAAUUUCAUAAGUUUCCUAAAGAUAAGACGAUGGAGAAAAGAUGGAAUGAAAUACUGAAGCGCGGGAAACCUGUCACGAUAUAUUCAAAAGUUUGCAGUCUACAUUUUACGCAGGCGGACUACAAUAUUACGACAAUGGGACAGUGGAAGACGCUUAACAAGGACGCUGUGCCUUCGCAGAACUUGCCGAAACUGAACCCUGAUGGCUCCGUCAUGGUUAUAAGGAAGAGUCGUACAGUUAAAUACAAGGAGACCAAGAAACACGAGAUGAACGGCGAAAAAUCUGAGAGAAUAUGGGGGAUCACACCACAGAAUCACGGCCAGACGAAUAUGAAUCCAGAUUUGCCGCUGCCGUGCACGGAACAAGAUAUUAAUCUUUCGUGCAAAAUGCAGUACGUAACGUCCCUAGCGAGCGAACCUUCGCCCCCCCAGCUACGGACGCAGCCGCCCCCCGCGCGCCCCAAGAAGCAGGACGCGAUCAUGCAGACCGACCCCGUGCCGUCGGACGAGGAGCCCAGGGACAGCUACGCGGACUGCCUGCCGUACAAAGACGAUUACAUACCGCAGACGAACGAAGAGUACAACACAGAGGCGGAGAAGUACGCGCUGGAGAGGAAGAGUCACUAUGAGAAGACAGAGUUCCUCGAGAAGUACCGGAGCGACCUGUACUACCCGGACUCGGUCGAGAUGCUCAAGAAUCAGCAGCAGAACCUGCAGCUGCUGCAGGACGAGCGCAGGAUGAACGGGAACCAGGGUUUCUUCAACGAGGCCGAGAUCAAACAGGAAAUAGACAUACCGGUCGACGAUGAAAAGUAUUUGUACGAGCGGAAAGACAUGGAAGCGGAAGCGGUCUACAGCGACAGCCAGAGACAAAUAAUAAUCGAACACAUACAGAACCAAGUGAAACAGGAGCCGGACUUGAGCAACGGCUGUGAAAACGUGUGUCUUCAGCCUCAGAGCAGUCCAUACUAUCAGAACGGUCAUAACGAUGUCAACAUCGUGUACUACGAUCAGGUGUCACGUCCCGGACCCGAGCUCCUGAUAGCGAAACAGAACGCCCUGGCGGCGCACACGCAACUCUGGCAGAACACGGUGAAAAGACCUUUUUUUUACAGUGAAAAUUCGCAUUACACCGGAUCCCAGCUGCUACAUAGAUACGAGGAUCUCACGAGGAUUUUACAGUGAUGAAAGACAUUCCAAAGUUUAUUAUUAAAUAAAUAAAAAAUUUGAAAAAAAAAAUGAAAAGAAAAAGAAAUGUGUUUAAAAGAAGUUCUCUAUGAUGACGAAAAAUCUCUUUUUAUGGUUAUAUUUUGUAAAGAAAGUGAAAAGAAAAAAUAUGGAUAUAUGAAAUAAGAAGUACAAAUGCGCCCUCGGAAAAUAAUAUAUCAUUAUAUUUUAUAUUAUUUGGAAGAAAAGAAAAAAGGUUUUCCUUUUUUGUUAUAUUUUUAUUUAUUUACUUUGUUACUUUUAUUUAUCUUCUCAGGGAUUGGGCUGCGAGUCAAUUGUUGUUUAUAGAAAACAUUUAUGUAUAUAAAAUAAAUGGUAAACGAAGUGUUCGGUUCGUAUUUCGGCGAUUCGAUUUGGUUCAGCUACGUACUUGACAAGUUAUAGGAUAAGUGUGCAAUGUAAUUUUUUAAAUGGAAGAACUCAAAUCAAAUCCGAAAUUCUUUUUACGAUGAAACUUGUAAAAUUUUGACCGAAAUCUUAAAAAGCAUUUUAUAAAAUCAAUUUUAAAAAUCGUAAAAAUAAUUUUACGGCUUUAAUGACGAAACAAUAGUCAUUCGUGACCGCGGAGUGAAGUGCUUGAAAUAUUUUACAUCUACCCCCGAGCAGCGCUUAAUAGUAUACAGAAUAUACACAAAUCACCACAGUACAUAUAUAUGUGUGUCGAGGGGUGAAAGGCUAUUAAAUUUUGUCUUAAGCGACAUUUCGCUUAACACGCGACAUUUAUCUUUGUAAUUAAAUUUCCAUUUUAUUUGGUAUUAGCAUGAACAGUUUAAUGUUUUUAAUUGAACUUCAAUUAUGUUUACUCCAUUCGAAUAGCUGAAGAAGUAUUUUUGUUAUGAUAUUUUUUCCAAACUUUAAACUUUAAAGGGCUCUCUUGUAAAUUUGCAAAAAUGUCGCUUAAUUGAAAUAGCCUUUCCCAUCUCUAUAUAUAUUACUUAGUACGCUUUCGACUUAAUAUAACCGUUAAUGAAACUUCGAGUACUUUACGAUUCUCGUGGUCACGCGUGACAUAAAUUAUGUAAAAAUAUUUUUAAUCGAUUCAACGCGAUUUUACAUUUUAACUUUUGUUUAUCUUUUCAAAGUUCAUCAGUCGUGUUCAUGUAUUAUAACGAUUUAGAUACAAAAAUUAGCUACGUGAUUGCUCGAUUUAGCGAAAUAUAGACGAGGAGCUAGCGAUGUUUGAUAACGCAGUUAAAAAAUUACGCAGCGUCCAUUUGAAAUUAAUCAAUAAUGUUUUAUACGUGAUUUACGAUUUCUUCUUAUUCAUUUUUAUGUUUUGGCUCCGGCAGGGUUUGUGCAUUAGCCAGCGUCAAAUAAUAACACAGUAAAAAACGAAGGAAACUAAUCGCGAUAUAACAUAAAUGAUUAAAAACGAAUUAAAUUUAAAAAUGAGAUGGUAUGUGAUGAAAUACAAUCUCAGUAAAAUGGUGGUCAUUUACCGAGACUUUCAGUGGACUUUUUAGAGGAUCCCGAAAAGUUACGACCAGCGGCUUUAUUUGAUUUUCCCACAUUUGUGCACAAACAAACUGCCUCAAGCAAAUCAUGACUUCUUGAUGGGGUAAUAUCAGAUCGACUAGUCGUUCUACUUUUAAUGUUGGCUGAUGGAAAUUCCUCGCCAUAUGCACAUUAAUCGUUCAGGGAAAACUGCAAGCAUUUACCGUGAAAAGACAAUAUCGAAGAGUGAAAGACGUUUAAGCGACAUUUCGUUUAACACGCGACAUUUAUCUUUGUAAUUAAAGGCGCCUUUUAUUUGGUAUCAGCAUCAACAGUUCGGUUUUUAAUUGAACUUCAAUUAAGUUUACUUCGUUCAAAUAGCUGCAGUUUUUUUUUGUUGUUACGGUAUUUUUUCUAAAUUUUAGCUUUCAAAUGGAUCUCCUGUAAAAUUGCAAAAAUGUUGUUUAAACCAAAUAAUCUUUCAUCCUUCGAUAUCGUUUUUAGUGUUGCCACUUUCUUUUUCAUAUUGCCAAUUUCUGUAUGUUGCUCGGUUGAAGGUAUCCAGGGAGCUGGAUGGUUAAGAAAGAUUUUCAUGACACAUAAACCGCGAAGUGAUAAACGAAUCGAAUUUAUUUGGCGAUUACGGUAUAAAGUAGUGCGUAUGUAUUAUAUUUAAAAUUAAUAGUUUAGGUGAGAAAUUAAAGUUUUGGUCACAAGGCUAAAUAUAUGUUUAAAAAAUAAUUAUUGGUUGUCUGUAAUGUCGGUUUACGGACGAUAAUUUUACGUGAUAACGUCAGUAGCGGAACUAUUCGAAUUCGCUGGCUGUGACGUCACGCGAGAAGAGACAAACGUGUCACAAGCCAACGCUUGGGCCGAUCGUGUCUCUCUAUCGCUUGUUCCGCGCUCUCGCUCGCACGCUCAGCCUCGGGCGGAACGUGACACUUUUUCGUGCGUGCAGCCAGCGUUCAUCGAUUUAUAAGAUGUUAUCACUACUAAAACAAGAUCGGAUAUUCUUGCCAAAGCUUUAUCGUACGGGGCGGGCUUGACAAGGUCGCAUGCAAUCACUCAAUGACUAGUCCCAUAUACCAUAAACUUAUGGAAUCUAUGUCUAAAAAAAGGUUUUUUUUUUCGAAUUAUUCCUUCGAUAAAUUUUAAUUUACGUACUGAAAAUGUAAUACGUGUACGUUAGAAAGAGCUUACACUGGAUUCUGGGCGCGCGUACCUAAACAAUUGAUGCUGGGGAUUUGCGAGAUUCUCUUUUAUUGUGAUAUUACGGCAUUUGCUUAGUUCGAUUUAAGGCGAUUCUGUCAUCCCCGCUCUAUCUUAGAACACUAUUCAAGGCUGUAUUGAUUUAAAAAAAAUAUAUAUUCAUUCGGGAAACAAAAUCGAUAUAAUGAUACACUAAACUAAUGCAUUCGUAUUAUCGAUAUAAUAUUGAUUCGUGUAAGAAUGAAAAUGACAAUACAAUAAAAUCGAUUAACUUUUUUAUAGAUUAAAAUGUUAUUUGACUCUGACCAUUGGGUGAGUCCAGAUUCUGUGUUUGUAAUUACAGGUCCGUUUUAUUUGAUAUUAGCAUUAACGGCUCGAUGUUUUUAAAUUAAUACUUCUCGUAUUAUCGAUAUAAUAUCGAUUCGUGUAGGAGGGAAAAUGACAAUAUAAUUACAUCGAUUAAUUAUUCGAUUAGCAUGAGCAAGAUGCGAACUAAUUAAGCGUAGAAUCUUAUGUUUGUGAAAUGGUAUUCGGAGGAGUGGUGGUGGGAAUGCGUGUAGGGCCACACAUCCGGCAAUGCGAUUUUAAAAACACACCCCACAAAUACCAUAUCGAGGUGCGAAGGAUAUUUCAUCUAAUACACGACACUUAUCAUUGUAAUUAAAGGUGCGUUUUAUUUGGUAUUAGCAUCGACAAUUCGAUGUUUUUAAUCCAAUCAUAAUCACAGACAAUUCGAGAUUUGCUUUCAUUUUCAAUAACUCACUUUUUGCAUUCGUAUUUUUUUAAAUUGGUAACUAAUUAACUAAAGCUCCUUUCUUCGGCAUACGUGAUAAAAAGAUUUUUACGGUUUAAUAUCGCGUCCCCUGUUGUGAUUAAAUGAAACUUUACACUUUACUGUUGUCAUCCGUGACCACGACGAGAAAUGUAUUCGGAAAGGCGGAUGCAAUACAAGAAUGAAAAAUAAAGAUUGUGCAUCUCUGGACGCCCGACAGAAGUGAUAACUUAAACUAAUCUAAGUUGAACUAUUGAAUAUUGAAUCGACGGUUCGCGCUUCAAGUAUGAUUCGUCUUAAGUUCACGGUCGAUGUUCGAGUCGAUGUAAAUGACAACUAAUGUAAUGUUUUUUUUUUACAUUAUUAAUGUAAUUUUUAUUUUGGUGCUUAUAAGUUACAUACGGUUUAGAUUUUCGCUAUUCGUCAAACGUUUUUAAGUUGUCUUUAAUAUGUUCGUUCAUAUUUAAGUUACCGUGUUUUUUUUUAUUUUAUAUUAUUUUAAUAAUAAUAAUAAUUAUUAUUAUUUGUUUUAGAGUUUUAUUUUAAUGCAUUAUUAAGGUCUAGUCGUUUGUUUUUGGGAGUAAAUUGUAAAUAUAUGUACGUUUUCUAAAUUAGAAAAAUAAAAAUUGUAACAAAAAAAAAAUGUGAUGAUAUUGGUAUUUCUUAUUUUCGCCGAUGGCUUGGGAUGAGCGUUCGAAAAAAAUUAAUUGCAUCUCGCAUUUAUGUUGAUAAUUCCUCAAAAACUGAAAGUAGAAUCAUUAGAAUAUUGGUAACGACGCAAGUCGAUCGAUACUGCAUCGUAUGAUUAUGGGGCGACGGUUGGAACUGCCUUAGCAAGGUCGGGUCGUAUACAAAACUUUGUCUAGACGCUAACUUUGUCUACUGCGUACUAGAAAUGACUUCUUUUCAAUCUAAAACUAUGUAAUUUUCAAACACACAAAGAAAUGCGUGUAUCCUUGCGAUGGAAAUUACACAGUAAAAUACAAUAUAUAUAUAUACAUAAUGUUCUAAGUUUAUUUUGUAAAAUUUAAUAAAAAGAAUCAUUCAUAUAAGCA